AUGAAUUCUAGGAGGAGGGCGCUGCUGCUGGCGGCUCUGGUCCUCGCGCUGCUGCUGGCCCAGCGCUGCCGCAGGAGUCACGACCGGGAACUGCGGCUCUCGGACUGGUUUGAACCACGGAUGCGUCCCGACGUGGUCACCACCACCGCCUGGCUGGCUCCCGUGGUGUGGGAGGGCACCUUCAACAGGCAGGCCCUGGAGAAGUUCUACCGAGGGCGCAACCUCACGGUGGGCUUGGCCGUGUUUGCUCCGGGCAGGUUCGUGGACCAGUCCCUGCAGCUGUUCCUGCGCUUGGCGGACGCACACUUCAUGGCCGGCCACCGCGUGAUCUUCUACGUGAUGAGCGACGGCCUGGUGCGGCUGCCGGAGCUGCAGCUGGGCCCCCUGCGCUCGGUGCGCGCGCUGCAGCUGGGCCGGGAGCCCUGGCGGGGGGACCUGCACCUGUGGCGCAUGCAGAGCCUGGGCGCGCACAUCGUGGACCACAUCGGGCGCGAGGUGCACUUCCUGUUCAGCGUCACGGCGGACCAGCAGUUCCAGGGCCACGUCGGGGUGGAGACGCUGGGCGCCUCGGUGGCCCAGCUGCACGGCUGGUGGUACUUCCGCCGCACCAGGAACUUCCCGUACGAGCGCCGGCCCCACGCCGCCGCCUACAUCCCCUUCGGGCAGGGCGACUUCUACUAUGACGGAGCCCUGGUGGGCGGCACGCCGCAGCGCCUGCUGGACCUGGUCGAGGCCUACCUGCAGGGCGUGGUGCAGGACUGGGACCGCGGCCUCAACAGCACCUACGAGAGGCACCUCAACAAGUACUUCUUCCUACACAAGCCCGCCAAGCUGCUGUCCCCCGAGUACGGCUGGGACACCACCUUCAGCCCGCCCCCGCAGGUCCACUACGUGAAGGUGGCCCAGCACCCCAGGCGCGACUGGUGA
Messenger RNA from Lepus europaeus (European hare), 927 nucleotides. RefSeq names its product glycosyltransferase 6 domain containing 1 (gene GLT6D1). Bases 1 to 927 code for a protein of 308 amino acids. NCBI's taxonomy places the organism in Eukaryota, Metazoa, Chordata, Mammalia, Lagomorpha, Leporidae. Gene Ontology annotation, biological process: carbohydrate metabolic process. The transcript has 4 exons. Gene Ontology annotation, cellular component: Golgi apparatus; membrane; vesicle. The record is from RefSeq and is a predicted model, not a curated record. Gene Ontology annotation, molecular function: hexosyltransferase activity.